This is a messenger RNA of Cyphellophora europaea CBS 101466, 1473 nucleotides long. RefSeq lists its product as uncharacterized. Gene Ontology annotation, cellular component: membrane. The transcript is spliced from 4 exons. Gene Ontology annotation, biological process: transmembrane transport. Bases 1 to 1473 code for a protein of 490 amino acids. Gene Ontology annotation, molecular function: transmembrane transporter activity. The record is from RefSeq and is a predicted model, not a curated record. NCBI's taxonomy places the organism in Eukaryota, Fungi, Ascomycota, Eurotiomycetes, Chaetothyriales, Cyphellophoraceae.
AUGUCAGAGAAGAAGGAUCAACUAGAAGAUGCCAAAGUGCAGACCAUCGAAGACGGAGAAGUUACCUUCACAGGGUCCAAUGGCGCAUUCGAUGAGAAACAGACUAGGAAGUUGGUCCGGAAAUUGGAUAGACAUAUCCUCCCAGUUCUCGUCAUCCUGUAUCUACUCAGCUUCUUGGAUCGAACCAACAUCGGCAACGCUCGCCUAGCCAAUCUGGAGCGAGAUCUGAAUAUGUCCGGUUUGGACUACAAUGUUGCGCUCGCCAUCCUCUACCCAUUUUACGUUGCUGCCGAGAUCCCGUCCAACAUUAUGAUGAAAAUCACAAGACCUUCGUUGUGGCUCCCAUCCACCAUGGUUGCAUGGGGUAUCUGCUGCACUCUGAUGGGUCUGUGUCACAACUAUGCAGGGCUGCUCGCCGCCCGUGCCGCUUUAGGUCUUGCUGAAGGCGGACUCUUCCCAGGUAUCAACUUCUUUAUAACAAUGUGGUACCGCCGACAUGAGUGUGGCCUUCGGAUGUCAAUCUUCUUUUCAAUGGCCACUGCAGCAGGUGCCUUCGGUGGUCUUCUCGCUCGUGGCAUCUCUGAAAUGGAUGGCAUUGGUGGUCGGGGUGGCUGGGCGUGGAUUUUCAUCCUGGAGGGCAUCGUCACCGUUGCAGUGGCCUGCUGGGCGUACUGGGCGUUCCAAGAUUACCCUGAUACCGCCAAAUUUGUCACGGAUGCUGAAAGACGUGAGAUUAACCGACGGCUGGAUGAGGAUCGCGGUUCCUUGGCAGAUGAGUACGACCGAAAGUACGUGUGGGAUGCAUUCAAGGACUGGAAGAUCUACGCCCACUGCUUCAACUUCUUAGGGACUUUUGCUUCGGUUUACUCGUUCUCCCUCUUCCUUCCGACCAUCGUGCGCGACUUGGGCCACACGAAUGAAAAGGCCCAACUUAUGACCGUGCCACCCUACGUCGUGGCCUGUUUCUUCUGCAUCGGCGCCGGCUAUGGCGCUGACCGUCUCCAGACCCGUGGCAUCGUCAUGAUCGUCUUCAACCUAGUCGGCAUUAUCGGUCUGACCAUGCUCGUUGCCUCCAACGACCCGCAAGUCAAGUACGCAGGCACCUUCUUCUUCGCCACGGGUGUCUACCCCAAUGUACCCCAGUGCAUGGCGUGGAACGGCAACAACGUCGGCGGCUCGACCAAACGGAGUAUUGCGCUGGCGAUGCAAGCCAUGGUUGGCAAUCUCGGCGGCAUACUCGCCUCGUUUGUUUUCUUGGCGACCGAUGGACCGCGCUACAUCAAGGGCUACAGCAUCUUGAUCGGUAUCAUGAGCAUGUCGGCCAGCGUGUGCACGUUCAUGACGCUGUACUAUCGUCGUGAGAAUGCGAGAAGGGACAAGAAAUACAAGCCGCUGGAGGAGUACACUACCGCGGAGAAGGCCUUGGAGCGAGAGAAAGGCGACGAUGCAACGUUCUUCAGAUUCACCGUGUGA